Molecule: messenger RNA, 1426 nt
Organism: Cataglyphis hispanica
Lineage: Eukaryota; Metazoa; Arthropoda; Insecta; Hymenoptera; Formicidae
Gene: EMC7
Product: ER membrane protein complex subunit 7
Exons: 4
Coding region: 100-762 (220 amino acids)
Cellular component (GO): EMC complex
Molecular function (GO): carbohydrate binding
Source: RefSeq, a predicted model, not a curated record
UAAAAGUGAAUAGAUAAACUGAGAUAAACGUUGGUAACGUUAAUGUACCGAUGGUCGCGUUGAGAUUGAGGUUAUAACGAUCAUUCGCUCGCAUUCAUUAUGAAGGAAAUUCUGUACCUGCUCUUUAUUUUUGCUAAUUUAUGCGAACGAUACGUAAUUGCGGAACAUGAAGAGGACGUGUCUACCGAUCUGUACAUAAUCGAGGGAAAAGUAUUUCCCUGGGACAACGCUGCUUCCAGUGGAUGGCAGCUCAUGACGCAUGUAAUGGCCAACGGUGGUGAACAUUAUGGCUUUUUGAGAGAAGAUGGUACAUUUAUAAUUUCGAAUGUCCCAUCGGGAUCGUAUAUGGUCGAAGUGGUAAAUCCAAAUUAUGUUUACGAACCAGUCAGGGUGGAAAUUAAUUCUAAAGGAAAAUUCCGAGCUCGUAAAGUAAACUUGAUACAAACAUCGCAAGUGAUUCAAGUACCUUAUCCAUUGAAAAUGAGACCUUUAGCACCGUUUCGAUACUUCCAAGUUAGAGAACAAUGGCGGAUGACAGACUUCUUAUUCAAUCCCAUGGUUUUAAUGAUGGUUUUACCGCUUGUACUGAUUAUGAUCCUGCCAAAAAUUAUGAACGAUCCUGAAACUAGAAAGGAAAUGGAGCAAUUAAAUAAUCUCACUAUUUAUAAUAUGCCAGAAAUGUCUGAAGUGAUAACAUCUUUUCUUUCUGGAGGAGAGAAGCAAAAAUCAAAAGCUGUAAAAGCUGCUAAGAAAAGACAAUAAUAAUCUAUUUAUUGUCUGUAGAUGAUUGUAUGUACAUGUUUACUCUAGUCGUUAAAAUAUAUAAGAACAUUAACAUCAAAAGCAGGACAUUCUUGAGAAAAAGAAAAAUGUUCUGAUUGCUUAAAUAUUGUGUAAGAUUAUGAUGGUUAAUGCACCAAAUCUUUAAACUACAAGUUUGAAAAUAUAUAAUUAACGUUAACGUUAAUAUAUAUAUAAUUAAUGUUAAUAUAUAAUUAACUUCUUGUAGUUUAACAAUUGCAAAAAUAAUUGCAUUUUUGCUACAUGUAUGUAAACAAGGGAACAGUAAGACAUCAGCAAUGUUUUAAUUUACUAUUAGUAAUAUGUAUUAGUAGUAUAUAAUUGUGCAUAUACUUGCUCCCCAAGUUUUGUAAGAUGGUGAAGGAAAUUUUAUAGAAUAAGUAGAAAAAACUGAUAUAUGAUGUAUAAUAUUAGUCACAAUAAUGAUAUAAUAUAAUUGUUUCACUUUACAUGGUAAUGACAAUCUUGCUGUACUUUCUUACACUGAUCCCUUGCUAUGAGGGAUUACAAUAAUUCUGUCUUACAUAAAAUAUUGCAGUUUCUAUACUGUUACAAUUUUGUAAAUCAAAGUGACAAGUAUAAUAAUACCAUAAAUAAUUAAAUAAAUAACAGCUGUAUCAAUCCA